This is a messenger RNA of Cuculus canorus (common cuckoo), 2775 nucleotides long. It is a transcript of the gene RAB3IP, whose product is annotated as RAB3A interacting protein. The record is from RefSeq and is a predicted model, not a curated record. Gene Ontology annotation, cellular component: Golgi to plasma membrane transport vesicle. The coding region runs from base 24 to 1526 and encodes 500 amino acids. Gene Ontology annotation, molecular function: guanyl-nucleotide exchange factor activity. NCBI's taxonomy places the organism in Eukaryota, Metazoa, Chordata, Aves, Cuculiformes, Cuculidae. The transcript has 11 exons. Gene Ontology annotation, biological process: exocytosis.
CCUGCUCCCCCACCUCGGUGCGCAUGCGCAGCGCGGCCCCGCCCAGCGGCCCCGCCCCCCCCGCGUUGGCCGCGGGGACGCGGUGCGGCGCGGUUGCUCUCGCUGGGCUCGGCAGGGUUUCAUAUGAUGAGGCUUUUAUUAUGGCCAGUGACCCCUUGGAAGGCUUUCAUGAAGUGAACCUUGCUUCGCCUACUACACCAGAUCUUCUUGGAGUAAACGAGCCAGGGACUCAGGAGCAAACUACCUCACCCAGUGUAAUCUACCGACCACAUCCUUCUGUUGUGUCCUCUGCACCUAUCCAACCCAAUGCAUUAAGUGUUUCAGACCUUCCCACGCAACCUGUUUAUUCAUCUCCCAGACAACUGAAUUGUGGAGAAGCAUCGGGUGUCAGCAUCAAUGUUGGCGACACAGUACUUUGUUCUACCUCUGGACCCCAGAGUGGGUCAUUCAAUCACAAUAAUUCCAGAAAGGAGAGCAAUAAUGCAGAGAGAGAGUUUUUGCAGGGUGCUACAGUAGCAGAUGUUGCUGAAGGAAAUGAAGAUAUUUUUGGGUCGAGUACAGACAGUUUAUCUCACUUACGGAGCCCAUCUGUACUGGAAGUAAGAGAAAAAGGCUAUGAAAGAUUGAAAGAAGAACUUGCAAAAGCUCAGAGGGAGCUGGAGUUAAAAGAUGAAGAAUGUGAAAGGCUUUCUAAAGUGCGAGAUCAACUUGGACAGGAAUUGGAAGAACUUACAGCUAGUCUGUUUGAGGAAGCACACAAAAUGGUUAAAGAAGCUAACGUCAAACAAGCUACAGCAGAAAAACAGUUAAAGGAAGCACAGGGAAAGAUUGAUGUUCUCCAGGCUGAAGUAGCAGCAUUGAAAACACUAGUACUGUCUACUUCACCGACAUCUCCAACAAAGGAGUUUCAGUCUACUGGAAAAACUCCUUUUAAGAAAGGCCAUGCAAGAAACAAGAGUACAAGCAGUGCUAUGGGUGGCAGUCAUCAGGACCUUACCAUGAUGCAGCCAAUUGUAAAAGACUGUAAAGAGGCUGACCUGUCUUUGUACAAUGAGUUCAGAUCUUGGAAGGAUGAGCCUACUAUGGACAGAACUUGUCCUUUCUUGGACAAAAUUUAUCGGGAAGAUAUUUUUCCAUGUUUAACCUUCUCAAAAAGUGAGUUGGCCUCAGCUGUUCUGGAAGCUGUUGAAAACAACACUCUGAGCAUUGAACCUGUUGGCUUGCAACCUGUUCGAUUUGUGAAAGCUUCUGCAGUUGAAUGUGGGGGACCAAAGAAAUGUGCUCUCAGUGGACAAAGUAAGUCAUGCAAGCAUAGAAUCAAAUUAGGAGAUUCAAGCAGCUAUUACUACAUUUCUCCUUUCUGUCGUUACAGGAUCACUUCUGUGUGUAACUUCUUUACGUAUAUUCGAUACAUCCAGCAAGGACUGUUGAAGCAGCAAGAUGUGGAUCAGAUGUUCUGGGAAGUUAUGCAGCUGAGAAGAGAGAUGUCACUAGCCAAACUCGGCUAUUAUAAGGAAGAGCUCUAAAUCUUUUUACUCUUGCGCAUGCAUGAACUUCAUUGAAUAUACAGAAUUAAAUUUGCUGAAUCUUUUUUUUGUCACUUGAUAUUUAUUUCCACAAAGUGGGUCCAAGAUUUUUCUCCUUUUGCAGAUUGCACUAAGAAGUACUGUGAUUGUUCUAAACUGACUUAUUCUGUAUAUGCGUACAUAUAAUACUUAGUUGAACAAAUGUGGUAAGCACUUGCGGGUGUAUUAGUGAUUGUAAUUUACAUUUAGAAACAAAACUUCUGAUUAAAGUGUAGUCUAAAGCAGUGUCUGUCUUCUGUUCUUUGAGAUGCAGGAUGAUGUGAACCUCCCUGAUAAGUUAUUCCAGAUUGUAAAACUGAGAUGAUUUUUAUGAAGAGGGAAUAAAUGCCUGACAUUCUCCUCAUUGUAGUGUUUAGGUACAUGUAUGUAUGUCUCUAUUCAUGCAUGCCAGUGCAGUUAACAGACAGCUAGGGGAACCUGGAAUUCUUUGAAGGGCUGCUUUCCUAUGGUUUUAAUUUUUAAAACAAUGUUAGAAGAGAAACAUAUAUACUGAAGAGUCACAAUAAAUCUGCGUGUCUUCUAUCUGAAGCAGGGUGCCUUUCAAACGUCAACGAACAAUUACUUUGGUCACUCCUUGGUUUAGAAAUCUGUCCUGAGAUCCCUGACUAUGAAAAACUUUCUUUUCCCCUCUAGUUUUCUUCCAUUAGACUUUUUUCAUUCCUUUAAAUGUCUUUUUUUCUUCUGUUUUUUUUUUGGGAUUUCCAGUUUCCACUGUUUUAUAAAUAAAAUUUCCCGCAACUGUCCUUGAAAUUGUAAAAUAUCUACUAUGUGAUUUCUUAACGAGCUGAUGAUAAUUUCUAGAUAAUGUUAGCAGUUUCUUCACACACACAAUUUGCUACAAAGAGAACCCAAUAAAGGAUCAUGACUUAUUAAGGAAGAUGCUUUUUCUGUCGCUCAAGUAAUUCUUUUUUCCCUCGGGCAUAGCCUAAGCCAAAAGCAGGCAGUUGGUUACUUACAAGGAACAUAGUUGUGGGUAUGCAGCAGACUUGCUAGGUAAAAGCCCUUAUGGAAAAACACUAGGUCUUGAUAAUGGUGGCCAUUUAUCAAUUACAGAUAAGAUUAGAGCAUUAGCAGGUAAACUGACAAACGUUAAAAGUAGAGGCAAGUUUUUAUAGGUGGUUCUGUAACAUGAAGAAUCUCAGUGGCUACAGAUAUCUUUUUUUUGAUGCAGAACAAAACCAACACAGUC